Messenger RNA from Zea mays, 2845 nucleotides. RefSeq lists its product as uncharacterized. Lineage: Eukaryota; Viridiplantae; Streptophyta; Magnoliopsida; Poales; Poaceae. The transcript is spliced from 13 exons. Bases 182 to 2371 code for a protein of 729 amino acids. The record is from RefSeq and is a predicted model, not a curated record. Gene Ontology annotation, biological process: regulation of telomere maintenance. Gene Ontology annotation, cellular component: nucleus.
GAAAAAACUACCCUCCCAAGGCUGGCGGCUGGCCUGCCCUGCCGAAGCGCGCCGUGCCGUGUCUCCGUGUGCCCCUUCCUCCCAGAACCAGAAGAAGUUCUCGAAGCUUCUCGAAACAUCGCUCCGUCUCCUCCUUCAGCCAAAACCCAGAUCCCGAAACCCCAGACGAGCACUGCUCCGCAUGGACCAUCAUUGGCGCUUCCCUGCGGUCGCCGGCGCCGAUUUCUGCCCGGUCUGUUCCGUGCGUCACUUCCCCUUCUGCCCACCGCCGCCUCUCCCGCCGCAUCCCUUCCCCUACGACCUCCAGCCGCCGCCACCCCCUCCCCCGCCGAACCCCUUCCCAUACGACUUCCACCCGCCGCCCCCACCGCCGCUGAUGUGGGCCCCUCCACCUCCUGGGCCGCACGACCCGCGUUCCUACGAUCUCCCCGGCUGGGAGGGGCCUCACAAGCGGAUGCGCCUGGGCGAGGCGCCACCGUUCGAUCCGUACGACUUUGUGCCUCCACCGCCGCCAGGAAGGGCUUCUGUGGAGGGCGAUCGGCUGCUCGGCCUGAUCCGGGACCAUGGCCGCAAUCCACUUCCCGGUUGUCUACCUGACGGCGGCUUUGGUUACGGAGGAGGUAGAUUAUAUCCCCGGCAAGGAUGUGAUUUUGCGGAUUUCGACCAAAAGUUGCCACCUCCCAUGCUGAAUGAUAAUGGCUUCGGACAAGGUUUUGUGCCAGACGAAGGCCCUCACCGAAAGUAUUUUGACGGUGCCAAUCACCAUUUCCAUCAGUUCCACCCAGAGCCAUUGCCUGGUGCGCCGCUGCACCCUCCACUGCCUCGCUACCCUGAUCCCCAUGGUUCACAUGCUUGGCAUGUUGAGGCAGGUGCUGUGCCACGGCCAGCAGAGCCUCCAUUCCCCUCUAACCAUGAUUACCGUGCUGCACCGCCACGGUUGACUGCAAAUUCAUCAUUGUUUCCUGUCCUUUCUGGUUCGCCAACAACGGAAAAUUUUCCAUCAACCGCUGGUACCUUGCCUCCAGCCCAUCCCAUGCCAAACAAAAACCGUCAUGACGGACACAUCAACGAUGAGGGGCCAGGUUUCAUUUAUCGACCACAAUCAGAGCAGAACUUGAUAGAUGGAAGGAUGACCAGUGCACAUUAUUCUCUGGAAAAUUCCAAUGUCACGGUCAUCAAUGCUUGUGAUUUGUUCAAGCAGCCGCUUCGUGGUUCACGCCCUGACCAUAUUGUUGUCAUCCUCAGAGGGCUUCCAGGUAGUGGAAAGAGUUAUCUGGCAAAGGCAUUGCGCGAUCUUGAAGUUGAUAAUGGUGCAAAUGCGCCUAGGAUACACUCCAUGGAUGAUUAUUUCAUGAUUGAAGUUGAGAAGAAAGUGGAAGACACUGAAGGCCCUAAAUCUUCUAGUGCAUCAAAAGGGAGGAGGCAGUUGACUAAGAAAGUAAUUGAGUAUUGUUAUGAGCCAGAAAUGGAGGAGACUUACAGGUCAAGCAUGUUGAAGGCAUUUUCAAAGACCCUUGAUGAAGGAAAUUUUACAUUUGUGAUUGUGGAUGACCGCAAUCUGCGGGUAGCUGAUUUUGCUCAAUUUUGGGCAACUGCGAAGAAAUCAGGCUAUGAGGUGUACUUGCUGGAGGCACCAUACAAGGAUCCAACGGGCUGUGCUGCAAGGAAUGUGCAUGGAUUUACAUUGGAUGAGAUAAAAAAGAUGGCAGCGGACUGGGAGGAGGCUCCACCAUUAUAUCUGCAGCUAGAUAUACAUUCAUUAUUCCAUGAUGAUAACCUUCGUGGCCAUUCUAUACAAGAGGUAGAUAUGGACACUGAGGAUGUUGAUGAUGCUAAUGACGCAACUAGCAUCAUUGCUGAGAGCUCGCAGAAGGCUGUACAGGAUCCACCAAACGAAGUGAUGUCUGUAGGCUUCUCAAAGCCAGGGGAGGAGUGGAACUCAGAAGUAGAAGAUGGCCUGGAUAGUUUAAAAGAACUAGGACAGAGUAAAUGGUCAAAAGAUUUUGAGGAUGAAACCACAAAGUCCGAGAAUACAGAGGAAAACACACAUGCUCUUUCUGGCCUGGCCCGGACAUAUAGCACAGGACGCAAAAAUGUCAGUUGGGGUGAUCGGCUUGAAAAGGGUGGGUUUUCCAUUUAUGCAACUAAAAGAAAACUUACUUCGUCACUAAUCAUAGGGCCUGGAUCAGGGUACAAUUUGGUAUCCAACCCCUUGGCUGAAGAUAGUUCCACAGGUACAAAAGGGAAGACGAAUAACGAGACCAAAAAACGGUUCAGUGAACAACUUCGUGACGAAGGUGAAUCCUUCAGGGCAGUUUUUGACAAGACAAAGCAGCACAUUGGAGUUUUUGAGAAUGGAGAUGAGGAAUAAUCCUUGACUAGAGGUUCUUUUAGUUGUUUGCCCUUAAGCGUUUUGGAUGCUCAGGAUGAUACUUCACACUUACGGAGGGGACUAGUGCAGACAGCUUGGAGUCACUUUUUCCCCCUUCCGCUUGUCAUCCUGCAGCAAGUCACAAUAUUGAGCCAUUCAGUGAAUCGUGGGAUCAAUAUUCUUUAGUCCAAUCGCCUUCAUCAAGCGCAAUGAGCAAUAGUUCCAAUGUGCCGUUCAAUGAAAGCAAUGCGGAUUUUUUUGGUUCAUGGGCUUGUUGUCCUUGUAAAGGCAACUCACACAUGCCACAAAGAUGUACUGUACCUAUGUAUCAGGCACGCACACUGAAUAGUGGCCAUCAGUUUUUACAUGUUUCUGUUAUAUAUGUGUUGUUGUUACCACGAGAAACUAUUCGGCUCUCGUCUCUUACUACUGUGACGAGUAAACUGUCUGAAUCUGAACAAUUGUUUUCUUAAA